Magnolia sinica is the source of this 2898-nucleotide messenger RNA. Its product is annotated as regulator of nonsense transcripts UPF3-like. Gene Ontology annotation, molecular function: mRNA binding. Gene Ontology annotation, biological process: positive regulation of translation; nuclear-transcribed mRNA catabolic process, nonsense-mediated decay. The coding region runs from base 273 to 2096 and encodes 607 amino acids. The record is from RefSeq and is a predicted model, not a curated record. The transcript is spliced from 12 exons. Gene Ontology annotation, cellular component: nucleolus; cytoplasm. Lineage: Eukaryota; Viridiplantae; Streptophyta; Magnoliopsida; Magnoliales; Magnoliaceae.
AUCAAUUUCAAUUUUUAACACCUAAAAACUCCUCUGUCUCUCUGUAUCUCUGUAUCUCUCUCUCGCUCUCUCUCUCAACUGUUCAUGUCUACGGAUCAAACCCCAUGAAUCAGGGCUCAAAACCCUGAUUCGACGGCCGGAUUUCCAUCCCAUUGGAAUCUUCUCAUAAAUUCCACUCAAUCCCUCUCCUCUCCUCGAUUUCGUUCUCUCUCUCUCUCUCUCUCUCUCUCUCUCUCUCUCUCUCCCUUUUCUGGUUGGAGGAAUUUCUACAUAUGAAGGAUCCAUUCGGCCGCACGAAACUAGUGCUGCGGCACUUGCCGCCCUCGAUUUCUCAGUCGGCGCUGACGGGGCAAAUCGACUCCCGGUUCGCGGGCCGCUACAAGUGGUUCUUUUUUCGCCCUGGCAAGAACAGUCAGAAGAAUCAGAGAUAUUCUCGAGCUUAUAUCGAUUUCCAGAGGCUGGAAGAUGUGGUCGAGUUUGCGGAGUUCUUUGAUGGGCACGUGUUUGUUAAUGAGAAGGGUUCCCAAUAUACGACUAUUGUAGAAUAUGCACCAUCUCAACGCGUUCCAAAACCAUGGGCUAAAAAAGAUGGCCGUGAAGGGACCAUAUUCAAAGAUCCUGAAUAUUUGGAGUUCCUUGAUCUUCUUGCGAAGCCUGUUGAGAAUCUUCCUAGUGCAGAGAUACAACUAGAAAGAAGAGAAGCAGAACGAGCUGGUGCACCAAAGGAAACUGUCGUUGUUACCCCUCUGAUGGAUUUUGUUCGACAAAAAAGAGCUGCUAAGAGUGGAUCUCAGAGACCAUCAGCUAAUGGGAAGCUUAGUAGAAGAGCUGGAGGAGCUGCUGGCAAUUCUAGUUCAGCUUCCACCAGACGGAGUUCUGAGAAGCGAAGGGUUUCCACAUCAGUGUAUGUUUUAAGGGACAGCAGUAUUAAGAAUGCAAGCAGCAAGGAGAAGCCAACUUACCUUUUAGUGCCAAGGCGAGAUGAGCAGCAAGUUUCAGAUAAAUCCACUUCGUUAGCUGCUGCAACUGAAACAGAAACAUUAGAAGACGAAACCGUCCCUGUCACUGAUGGAACUACUUCUGGAACAUCUGGAUCCAUUGAAACUGGAAAGAGAAAAGUCAUCCUUUUGAAAGGGAAAGUGAGAGAAGUUUCUCAUGCAUCUGCUGCUCUUUCGCAGCAGCAGCAGCAGCAUCUAACGUCUCCAGUGAGAAACUCAACAGGUUCAACUGCUUUCAAACAGAACCAGCGACGUGAGGCUAGUGGAAGGAUAAUCAGAAGCAUACUCUCAAAUAAGGAGGCUCGCCAGAAUCAAUCACCUAUGGCGCUGGUCCACUCUGAGCAGCAUUCGCAGACACUGAAUUUAGAGAAGGAAAAGCGUCCACCUCGGCCAACCUACACACGUUCUGUGUUGAAGGAUCAUAUAUCUAGUAUUGCAGGUCUCCCUGAUUGUGAAGCCCAAAGGGGUGUAGUAGAUGAUAAGUUUGUUAGUAAUGAUCUGCAUACCUCUAUAUCCACCACUGAUAAGCAAGAUAGACGCACAAGAAAUAAGGAUAGACCUGAUCGUGGUGUUUGGACUCUUCGUCGUUCAGAUGGGCUGCAUACCAGUGAUGAAUCCCUGUCUUCGUCCUCUCUGCCUGCACAGCUGCUCGCAGAUUCUUUGGAAGGCAUGUCUGUUUCUCAACAUGUUGCCUCUGGUAUUAGUAAACAUGGGGAUAUAGUGGCAGAGACAGAGAGUAGCAAUAAUUCAUCCUCAGUUGGUGGGAGGCCUUGGAGUCUGGAUGUGGGGUUUAAUAGUUCUCGGCUAGGACGUGGUAGUAAUUCACAGUUUUCAUAUGAUCUUCCAUCAAGUCAUGGAGAAACGAAAGUUGAUGGUGUAGGCAGGAGUGCAGACAUUAAAAACAUUGGUAGUGGGCGCAGCAUUAUUUCUUCUAUGGAGAAUGGUUCCCAUAGACAUGGUGGACGGCGUGGCUCAGCACAUGGAUUGAAGGAAGUUGAUAAUCUCUCCGAGGGAAAGCUUUCCAAGAGAGGAGGCGCUAUUGGAUAUGGUUCCUAUGAGAAACAAGUAUGGGUUCAGAAGUCAGGUUCUGGUUCUUAAUAUUCCAAAAUUGUCAAUCCUGCUGUGGUUUACCUCCUGCAAUUGCGAUAUUUCAUUCUUGAAGGGAUGGAGCUGUGAUUCGAAGGGCAGCGCGAAUCUCUUGUUACUAAAGUAAAUGAUUGGAUAUAUCAGUGGACGAAGUUACUUAAAGAGGGUAAAUUGAUCUGAAGGACAGGUGUCGGUGUUUUGCCUACAUGGAUUGGAAAGGUCCAAACCUUCUCCGGACAGAACAGGAUAACAAGAAUACUAGAUGGAUAGAAUAUGACACUUGGCACAGAUUUUAACUGAGGCACCCCUCUGGCGAUUUUCAGUGGAAGGAUUCUGGAUUUCUUAUCAGGUGAUGCAAGAUAAAAGCAAGCCCGACAACUCUUGCUGACCACUCAAAACUGGGUUUUGAGGCAUACUGGUUUUUGGAUCAAUUUGUUUAGAAAAACUGUAAACGUAGUCGAAGAACAGUUGGGGCUGCUUUACCCACUGUCUAUAUAGAUCUAGGUUGGGAAGCCAUAUGUGAUGGCUGAGAACUCAUUAGUCCAGGUAAAUAAGAUUUGUUUUUUAACUGGGUAGAUGAGAAGUUGGAGGACCCAUUUCCAAGUCAGCAUGCGGAGUCAGCGGCUCAGAUUGGAUUAGUGCAUUGACUGUGGAAGCUGUUCAAAAAAGUUGAGGGAGAAAUUUGUUGGGGGUGUUUGGUGUGUGGCUGAAAUGAGGUUACUGUUUGUUGAUAUUACCAGUUUUCAGGCAUGGCUGUAUAUUUUUCUCAGCAGUACCUGAUAUGUGGCUGUUACUGUGUCUCUUUGCUUGGUUA